Messenger RNA from Galleria mellonella (greater wax moth), 2664 nucleotides. RefSeq lists its product as uncharacterized. The coding region runs from base 540 to 2411 and encodes 623 amino acids. The transcript has 2 exons. Gene Ontology annotation, molecular function: protein dimerization activity; DNA binding. NCBI's taxonomy places the organism in Eukaryota, Metazoa, Arthropoda, Insecta, Lepidoptera, Pyralidae. The record is from RefSeq and is a predicted model, not a curated record.
GCGAAUUACGAUCAUAAUCUUUACGAUCGUACAUUAAAAAAUAGACAAAUAAUAGUAUGAGUACGAUUUAAAUCGUAUAUCUGUCAACCCUGCUAGCAAGACAGCGACAAAAUCACGUUGCAUAACAAUGUAGCCCAAGCUUAUAUCUUAUGAAAUAUACGGAAGAGAUACGGACUUAGAAAAAACAGAAAUGUUGUUCUUUGUGGAAGUCAUUGAUGAAAUUCUAUGUAUUUUAGCCCGCAAACUUUCUUCAAACAAAAACAGCGCCAUCUAGUAUCGAGUUCUGUAAUUAUCUCUUUGUUUAUGGAUUUGAAGUAAGACCGCCACGCAUGCAAUACAUUAUGACUGGGGAUUCCCCUAUUCGUCGACGCUGAAUAUGAGGCGACGACAAUCACUGUCAAACGUGUUCACUAUUACUCUGACUCUGGUAACGUGACUUCCUGGUAACGUGUUAGGUAGGAAAAGCAGUAAAAAAGUGCAUAUUAAGGGAGCAGAUUUGAAAUAAUAUUUAUACUUAACAAGAAAUAAUUAAAGGUUCAAUGGGGAGACCUAAAGAUUUACGCAUAUGGGAGCACUACCGUACUUUACCAAACAAGUCUGUUUCUUGCAAGCUUUGUAAUAAGGUCUACAAAUUCAGUAAUGCUGCCAAAAUGCUUCAACAUCUUAUCACUUGUCCAAAAUCUCCAGAAACAUUAAAAGACUCUAUGAAACUUAUAAAAGAUAGCUCGUCCAAAACCAAAAUGUCUGGACUGUCAGAGAUAGAGACAAAUGAUUCUUUUAUAAGCCCCUCGUCGUCUGCUAACACUACAAUAAAUGCUGAGUUUCAAGACACCGAUGAUCAUAUAAAAACAGAAUUAGCGAGAGCUAUAUUUGUAACAGGGACGCCAUUAUCGAUGGUGCAACAUCCUUUAUGGAUACAAUUUUUCGAAAAAUUGCAACCAAAAUUUAAAAUACCUUCACGUAAAGCUUUAGCGACAAAAUACUUAGAUAAAAUAUAUAGAGAAAUGCGUUUUGAGUUAAAUGAGGAACUAAAUGCUUGUAGUUACUUACACCUUCAGUGCGAUGGCUGGUCUAAUUUAAGAAAUGAAGGAAUAAUAAACUUUCUUAUAUCAAAACCUCAACCUGCAUACGUUAAAAGUUUGAAUACAGAAAGUAAUCCUCACACUAGUGAAUACCUUAGCCAAGAAGUUGAAAAAGUAAUGAAAGUGUAUGGAGCAAAUAAGUUUCUUGUACUUAUUGGCGAUAACGCUAGAAAUAUACAAAAGGCAUUCGAAUUAACAAAACUCAAAUAUCCACAUGUUGUUCCUCUCGGUUGCUGUGCACAUAUCCUUAACUUGUUGUGCCAAGAUAUUGUAAAGAUACAAGAAGUAACUGUGUUUAUUAUGCAAGCCAUAAAUAUAAUAAAAACUGUUAAAAGGAGUCAACGAUUAAGUUCCUUGUUGAUAAAAUCAAGGCAGGGUGAAGAUUCUACACAAACACUAAAAUUGCCUUGUGCUACAAGAUGGGGAAGUCAUGUUACUUCGUUAAAAAGUUUGAAAGCAAAUAAGAUAGCUUUGCAAAUAUUAACAGUUAGAGAAGAUGUGGUAAUUUCAAGAGAUAUUAAAGAUUUAAUUCUAAGUGAUGAUUUCUGGACGAAGACAGGGGAAUGUAUAAGUAUUUUGGAACCAGUCACUGAAAGCAUAUUUUACUUAGAGAGCGACCAGAAUCGUUUGCAUCGCACAUACAUUACAUUUAGAGAUGUACAAGCUAAGAUACGUUUUGCAUUAAAUGAGAUUUCGACAUUGAGCGAAGAAAGCAAACAGCAGAUUCUAACAUCAGUAUCUUCAAGAUGCAAUAUGGCAAUGAGGCCAAUACAUUUUGCAGCAUAUAUUCUAGACCCCAGGACUCUAGGAGUCGAACUUACUCAAGAGGAAGAACUUAAGGGUAUGGAGUUUAUCUACAAUUUAAGCCAACACUUAAGUUUGUCAAAUGUAAUGGCAGAUUUGGCGUGUUAUAAAGCUAAAGAAAACUUUUGGGCCAGAGGAUUUGUAUGGAGCUCAUUAGAUAGCAUUGAGCCCCUAAUAUGGUGGAAAGGUAUUUGUGGUUCCACUGAGUUAAGCAAAGUAGCGAUUCGUAUUCUAUCAGCUCCCUGUACUUCGGCAGCCACUGAGCGUUCCUUUAGUAUCCAAGGCUACAUACAUAAUAACAAAAGAAAUCGACUUACAACUGAAAGAACUGAAAAAAUUUCAUUCAUUUGUUAUAACUGGAAUCUUAAACAUAAAGCUGAAUGCGAGGACAUUCAGUUUAAUGAAGAAAAUACCUUAGAAGCUUUCAUUGAGCAAGUAAAUGAACAUAACAGUUUAGACGAAAUAGAGCCUAUCGAACCUAUACAAUUCAUCGCUUGUAAUAACUCUGAAUCUGACAGUGAUUGACUGUAGUUUUACAUUUUACUUUCAUCUCUUUCUUAAUAAACUCAAAAUCAAAUUAAAAGUUUUUUAUUCUGUAGGCUGCAUAAUAAUAUUGUCUAUGUCCAGUAUAGUGGACGUCUUGCGGCUGAGAUGACGAUGAUGAAGUACAAAAUCAUAAACACCCAAAAAUUUGGGUGUUUAUGGGGUUUAAACCCAAUAAACCCAAAACACCCGGUUUUUACCCACCAGACUUUAAACCCACCCAGGUGGAUUGCCC